GUGAAUAUGGCCCUGGCAGGGAAGCCUUUAGACGUGACUCUCAGCACCUCCAGAGCUGACCAGUGGAAUAUGGUUUUUCCCCAGAAAGACGAAAUCAUCACCAGCUUAGUGUCUGCCUUAGACUCCAUGUGCUCAGCGCUCUCCAAGCUGAACGCGGAGGUGGCCUGCAUCGCCGUGCACGAGGAGAGCGCCUUCGUGGUGGGCACCGAGAAGGGACGGGUCUUCCUCAGCGCCCGCAAGGAGCUGCAAGCUGACUUCCAGAAGUUUUGCAGAGUCCAGCAGAGAAAAGAGCAGGACACAGAGGUGCAGAAGAAGGCAAAGGAUUGCGGGCGAAGCAUGCUCAGGGUCUCCCCGGACCAGGGAUCAGACGUGUACCUCCUCAGGAAGAUGGUAGAGGAAGUGUUUGAUGUGCUUUAUAGUGAAGCCGUGGGGAAGAGCAGUGUGGUCCCUUUGCCGUACGAGAGGUUCCUGAAAGAGCCAGGCUCGCUGGCAGUGGCUGGCUUGCCGGAGGGGAUCAGCUUUAAGAAACCCGUGGAGUAUGAUGUGAAGUCCCUGAUGGCCAUCUUAGAGCACAGCCACAGCAUCCGCUUCAGGCUAAAAAGGCCAGCAGAUGAGCCCAGCCGAGAGCCGAACCCCAGUGUUGAAUUGACUUGUACCUCCCUCGCCUCCAAGGGUGGCCGGGACUCUGGUGCCAACGGCCCCAUGGCCAAACCCGCCGGCCAGGACACCCCCUCCGCUGUCACCGUCACCAACUUCUUAUACGGCGUCUCCCUGCCGACCCAGAUAGCCGUCGACCUAAAGCAAGAGGUGUCCUCCGGCCUGCCCGGGCCGAACGCGGCUGGCGAGGCGCUGCUGCCCAGGCCCGCGGGAGAGCUGAAGGUGCCUUCCUCACAGGAGUACAGCGACUGCUGUGGACAGAAAUCGUCGGUCUCUGGAGGUCCCCUGAUCCAGAACGUGCACUCGUCCAAGCGCAUCCUCUUCUCCAUUGUCCACGACAAGACAGAUAAGUGGGACAGUUUUAUAAAAGAAACUGAAGAUAUCAACACCCUUAGGGAGUGCGUGCAAAUUCUGUUUAACAGCAGAUAUGCUGAAGCCUUGGGGUUAGACCACAUGGUCCCCGUCCCGUACCGGAAGAUUGCCUGCGAUCCCGAGGCAGUGGAAAUCAUCGGCAUCCCGGACAAAAUACCCUUCAAAAGACCUUGCACCUACGGCGUCCCCAAACUCAAGCGGAUACUGGAGGAGAGGCACAACAUCCAUUUUGUCAUCAAAAGGAUGUUUGACGAGAGAAUUUUCACAGGAAGCAAAUUUACCAAAGAUCCAACCAAGCUGGAGCCCUCCAGCCCCCCUGGGGAGAUCUCCCCCGAGCCACACCGCGGGGCCGUACUGGACCUGGUGGGGACCUCUCAGGCCAACAGCAGGUCUGAGAAGUGUAGUGUUUCUGAAAGCUGUGAACCAGGUACCUCAGGAGAGCUGGGUGGGAUCAGGCAGAUCAAAAUUGAGCCGGACGAGCUGGACAUCAUCCAGAUCACUAUGCCAGACCGAUCGCCUGGUUCAGAUGAGAUGCAUGACCCAGUGCCCACGCACAUGGCCUCGGAGGAGCCAAACUACAUCCUAGAAACGGUAGCAGGGACAGAGAAGGGGCCCAGUGAGGAGUCAAGACAUGAAGAGAAGCAGAUGGAGGGAUCAGAUGGUAUAGGGGAUGUUUUAAGUCAUUUGAGAAAACAAGUUGAAAUUUUGUUCAACACGAGAUACGCGAAAGCCAUAGGAAUAUCAGAGCCGGUCAAAGUUCCCUACUCCAAGUUCCUGAUGUAUCCUGAGGACCUGUUUGUUGUGGGUUUGCCAGAGGGCAUCCUACUGCGGCGCCCCAACUGCUUCGGGAUUGCCAAGCUGAAGAAGAUCCUGCAAGCGAGCAACAACAUCCAGUUUGUCAUUAAAAGACCAGAGCUGCUGGCGGAGGGCGUAAAGGAGCCGGCGUCGGACAGCCCGGCAGCCAAAGCCGCCGGCGAGAGGGACUCAAGCGAGGCGCUGCUGGAGGAUGCUGUGAAGAGACAAGGCUUCCAAGAAAAUUAUGAUGCCAGACUUUCCAGAAUAGACAUCGCUAACACGCUGCGGGAACAAGUCCAGGACCUGUUCAAUAAGAAAUAUGGUGAGGCCUUGGGGAUUAAAUACCCCGUGCAAGUGCCAUACAAACGGAUCAAGAGCAAUCCGGGGUCGGUGAUUAUAGAGGGGCUGCCCCCUGGGAUCCCUUUCAGGAAGCCGUGUACCUUUGGCUCACAGAACCUGGAGAGGAUAUUGGCCGUCGCCGAUAAAAUCAAGUUCACCGUGACGAGGCCUUUUCAAGGACUCAUCCCCAAACCCGAGCACAGUCCUCCUCAAGACUUUGAUGAGAUGUGCCUCGCAUUGGAAACUCCUAGUAAGAAAAAAAAAAGAAAAGAGGGAAGUGCUUGAUGGAGCGGUGAUGGGAGCUGAGGUGAUGGGAGCUGAGCACAUCUUGCUCCAUCACAGGUUGCUUAUUGAGGUCCAUGCCCCUCUCCCUUCUCCCCCUCAGCCUUGAUGUUUAACCCUUGAAGGAGCAGACAGGUUAUUUCUCCUUCUGAUCCACCUUCCUGUUAUCCAGGGUGAAUUAUUUUUUAGUGUUCAGUGUUUCUAGUCUGAAGGUGAAAAUUCAAGCAGGUACUGUGAAUAGCUGUGGAGCUUCAAAGCCUGUUUCUAAGCAUCUCCACAAUUCCAGUCAACUUUUUCUUUGCCAAUUUUUUGUCUCCUUUUCCCUUUCACCUGUGUGUGUGGCAUCCUCGCACUGACAAGAAGGCAGCACCAUCACCCGGCUCAUCCCAGCCCUUGUGUUUGCUUUGCUCUUGUCUCCCUCUCCCCCCCCCCUCCCAGACUCAUAUCCUGCCACGUCCUUCAGAAACCCCAAGCCCCGGUUUUUCAGGGUGCUCAUCACACAGCGAGAUGGGUGCUGCUCCGUCCUGGCUGUGGUCUGGCACUUAGGGAUGUGCUCCGUGCCUCGCAGCAGUGGCUGUGAGCCUGGUGGGAUACCUCCCAUCGUUAAGGCUGAGCAGCACAUGUGGGUUACCAGGACAAGAAAUUUUAAUUAUCUUUCUUAAUCAGCAUGAUCUCAUAACGGCACCUUGAAAUCUUCACCUGAAGUGCUGCAAAUGCGUUUGAGCUGCUGCCAACCAAAUGAAAUGCCACACUGCCCUUCCUAAAGCAGUUCUGGUCAUAUUGGAAAGAUGCUGUUGUAUGCUUUUCUUUCUUGCUGCCUGCCUGCCUGCAGUCUGCCUGCGCUCCUGCCCAUGCUUCUGCCUGCAUACCUCCUUGACAGGAGCUACACCAGGAACUCAUUCCCUCUUGGCCUGGACUUUAGUUUGUCUUUCCCAGUGCUGGCAUGACCCAUCUCUUCCCCUUUGCAAUGCAUAUUUGCCUCAACAUUGUGCAUGGCAGGUGGUGCCCACUGGGUGCCCACACAGGCAGGGUGUCACCCAGCAAUUUGGGGGACCAGGUGACGGGCAGCAUCACUUAUUUUCUGGCUGGGUUCUGCUGCAUACAGGCCAGGAUUUGUCUGCCUGCAGCACCAGCAGUGCAGGGUCCAGCCCAGCACCCCGGCUCACCACGGGCUGCACCGCAAUGCCGGUGCCUGCAGCUGCCCUGUGCAAAACCCCAUGUUUUUCUGUUCCUUUGGUGCCACUGAACUGAACUGAAGCACUCUCCCUGCACAUGGAGGCAUGAGCAGAGCUCUUGUCUUCUGUGUGCUGCAGUGGCUGCUUUCCUGAGCCUGCUUGAAAUGUUUGAUGCAUGUUUUGAGCUACUGCAGAUUGCUUGUACCUCUGCUCCGCAAAUUCGGACACCUCUGCUCUCUCCCCUCAUCCCCUCCAGUUUGCUCCUGCCUGCGUGCUGCCAUUCGGCAGUAAGAGCUUUCCUCAUGCCACAGCCUGCAGCCCCCGUCCUCCCCGCUGGCUCUCCCCGUGGCUGCUUCAUUCCCCCUUUUGCCCACCAUGCAAAUCCUGGCCCUAGCCCUAUCCCUGCUGCUUUUCCCCAGGAAAUUCAUUUCUUUUUGAUAUCACUCGUCACUUUGGAGUCAAUGGCGAGCACCAGCCUCUCCUUAGGGAUCCCUUUUUUUCCCAUUUUCCCCCAUUGCUGUAGAACUGACACAAUUUCCCUGUUUGCUUUUCAUCUGCUUUAACCUCAGAUAUUUUUUUCUCCUCCAGCACCGGUGCAGCCCUGCAGCACAACUGCUGCUGCUUUGGCACAUGCCAUAAAUGCUGCCAUUCAGCUACGUAUCCCUGGCACGUGUGGACCUGGAGCUGCUCAGGAGUGCAGUGUAGCUCAGGAGAUGCUCACAGGCUCAAGCACAUCCCAAAAUGGGUCCCUGCUG
Athene cunicularia (burrowing owl) is the source of this 4375-nucleotide messenger RNA. RefSeq names its product GTF2I repeat domain containing 1 (gene GTF2IRD1). Bases 7 to 2448 code for a protein of 813 amino acids. Gene Ontology annotation, biological process: transcription by RNA polymerase II. NCBI's taxonomy places the organism in Eukaryota, Metazoa, Chordata, Aves, Strigiformes, Strigidae. The transcript has 22 exons. Gene Ontology annotation, molecular function: DNA-binding transcription factor activity. The record is from RefSeq and is a predicted model, not a curated record. Gene Ontology annotation, cellular component: nucleus.